AUGGCUUCUAAAUUUCUUGGAGCCAAGGCUGCCGCAGCAUUGGACAAAGAACUGAUGAGCACUGGGGCAUUCUCGAUUGACCAACUCAUGGAAUUGGCUGGAUUGUCCGUCUCACAAGCCGUCUACCGGGUUCAGCCUCCCAGCAGUGGCCGCCGAAUCUUGGUUGCAUGUGGUCCCGGAAAUAACGGAGGUGAUGGACUGGUUGCUGCUCGACACCUUCGCCACUACGGCUACCAACCAACCAUCUAUUAUCCCAAGCGGAGCAAGAAUGACCUUUACCAGCGUCUGGCUAAACAGUUGGAGGACCUAGAGAUUCCUUUCACCGAGGACUUCCCAACGGCAAUCAAGUCCACGGACCAUAUAGUUGAUGCAAUCUUCGGUUUCAGCUUCUCGGGCGAGGUUCGCGAGCCAUUUCCCGCGGUCAUCGAGGCAAUGGAGCAGACACAACUUCCGGUGACUUCGGUUGAUGCUCCAUCGUCUUGGAACAUUGAGGAUGGACCCCCUAAAUCCGGCCUGGGCAGCACGUUCCAUCCUACAGCCCUGAUCAGCUUGACAGCGCCCAAACCACUCGUGAAAUAUUUCAAGGGCCGGCAUUUUAUUGGCGGGAGAUUCGUUGCGCCGGAUAUUGCGAAAAAGUACGAUUUCGAAGUGCCAGAAUACGACGGCAUCGAUCAAGUCGUUGAAGUCGGCGCUCAGGGGCAGAAGUUGUAA
Diaporthe citri is the source of this 711-nucleotide messenger RNA. RefSeq lists its product as uncharacterized. The record is from RefSeq and is a predicted model, not a curated record. Gene Ontology annotation, molecular function: NAD(P)HX epimerase activity. The coding region runs from base 1 to 711 and encodes 236 amino acids. The transcript is spliced from 7 exons. NCBI's taxonomy places the organism in Eukaryota, Fungi, Ascomycota, Sordariomycetes, Diaporthales, Diaporthaceae. Gene Ontology annotation, cellular component: mitochondrion.